AAUAGAUAUCCAUCCCUGGUUGUUGUCACUCCACGUUUUACCUUCGCACUUCUUUUCAAUUGUUUUUAAAUAUUUAAAGUAGAAAAAAUGGGCCGCAAGUUCCAGAAUAAGAAAAAGAAGGCUGCGCCGCAGCUGGAGAUAGUGCCGCUGGAUGAAAACCCACCACUGCCGCCACAGCGAUCCUCAGAUGAUGUGGUGCCCAAGAAGGAAAAGUGGGUGAACAAACAGCGCGUGCUGGUCUUCUCCGCACGCGGUAUUAGCCACCGUGACCGGCACUUAAUGAAGGAUAUUAAGACCCUGAUGCCGCACCAUCGUCCCGAAUCCAAAAUGGAGCGCUCCAAAACCUUGUCGGUGGUCAACGAAAUGUGUGAAAUGAAGCACUGCAAUAAGGCCAUGCUGUUCGAGGGACGCCGGAAAAGGGAUCUGUAUAUGUGGAUAUCCAACACCACGGGAGCCACUGGUCCAUCAGCUAAAUUCCUCAUCGAAAACAUUCACACAAUGGCCGAACUGAAGAUGACGGGCAACUGCUUGCGGGGAUCGCGCCCACUGCUCUCGUUUGACUCCAAAUUCGAUGAGCUGCCGCAUCUUAAGCUGCUCAAGGAGCUGUUCGUGCAGACCUACUCCGUGCCUAACCAUCAUCCCAAGAGCCAGCCCUUCGUGGAUCACGUUUAUACCUUCACCUACCUGGAUAAACGCAUCUGGUUCAGAAACUUCCAGAUUCUGUCCGAGGAUGGUGGCUUGUCCGAAGUCGGACCGCGUUACGUAUUGAAUCCUGUGAAAAUAUUUGAUGGUUCUUUUACUGGCAAAACCAUCUGGGAGAAUCCAGACUACGUGAGUCCAUCCAAACAGCGACAGGUACUCAAGAAGGCCGCCAAGGACAAGUACGUGAAUCGAGUGGAACAAAAGGUCAAGCACGAGGCCACGCGACCGGUCAGAGCUUACGAUGGCGCCGAGAACGAAGAGCUGUUUGAGGACGAUGAUCCCGUGGAGACGGCCAAGAUUCUGGCUGCGAUAGCCAAAAAGAAGAAGGAGGAAGCCGCCAAACAGACACCCAAAUCGGCGCUAACCAAAAAGAUCAAGGAAAAACAACUGCAGGCCGUUAGAGAUGUGAUUGAAAGAAAGAAGGCAAGAACCAUUAAACGCGUGAAAAAGGUUUAAACACCUCAUUUUACAUUAAGAUACAAAAACGAUUAAACUUUAUAAAUACGUUUACAAACUGUGCAUCCUAAGUUUGAAUAUAUCAAUAGACAAGAUUACCAGUUAUUA
This is a messenger RNA of Drosophila santomea, 1266 nucleotides long. Its product is annotated as ribosome biogenesis protein BRX1 homolog. The transcript is spliced from 2 exons. Bases 88 to 1158 code for a protein of 356 amino acids. The record is from RefSeq and is a predicted model, not a curated record. Gene Ontology annotation, biological process: rRNA processing; ribosomal large subunit assembly. Gene Ontology annotation, molecular function: rRNA binding. Gene Ontology annotation, cellular component: nucleolus. Lineage: Eukaryota; Metazoa; Arthropoda; Insecta; Diptera; Drosophilidae.